AUGAAGAGGAUAGCUACUCAAUCAAUAUCUCAAAAUGAUGAGCAAGAGAUUAAUCAAAAAAAGUCAAGACAAGGCAGAAGAAAUGAUAAACAAUUAACUUUUAUGGUAGACUACAUGGUACAACACCCUCAUGUCGCCACUGGUAAAUUUAGAACAAUUAACGGAAAAAAUGACCUCGAAGGCUCGUGGGAUGAGUUGGUGCAACACCUUAAUAACCUUCGGAAUCCUGGUGUAAAAGAAAAAAAUACAAAAUCCUGGAAAGAGUCUUGGAGAGAUUUGAAGACCAAGGUCUCAAAAAAGGCAUCAGUGUUAAGGAACUCAAGAAGACAGACCGGAAAUAAACAUAUUCAAUUCAACGAAUUGACUGAGAUGGACAAUAAAGUUUUAGGUAUAGUAGGGUUUGAUUAUGUUGAGGGGACGACAUGCCCAGAUUCAUGGCCAGAAGAACUGGAUAAUGAUGUUGAACAGUUGGCAAACGGUGAUAUUAGAUAUUGA
Macrosiphum euphorbiae (potato aphid) is the source of this 495-nucleotide messenger RNA. NCBI's taxonomy places the organism in Eukaryota, Metazoa, Arthropoda, Insecta, Hemiptera, Aphididae. The record is from the annotation of a GenBank genome assembly.